AAGUUAAUGGAGUGUUUGCUACAGAACGUAACACUGAACUAUAGACAAAUAGGGGCAAUUCCGGAAUUUAAAUAAUCUUUGGAUAUGAUUUUCAUCGCCUUCGUCUGUAAUAUUGCCCAUAUCCCCAAUUUAUUUUAAAAUUUUCAGAUAGGGUUUCAGUUCCAAUUUCUAAACCUAUUUUUCAAACAUAUUGUUUAUUAUACGGUUUAAAUACGAAUCGAUCUCUUCAAUGAUCUAAAGUUUCUUGAGUUCGGUUAUACGAAUUCUGUGGGGAGUUCAUAUAUAUAUAUAUAUAUUAUAUAACUCAGAGUUGACUUGUUUCUGAAAUCGUUGCUUAAAUCACUGGUCCUGAAUAUAAUUUUUUAUCAGUUUUUUAGAUUGGGAUUAUUCUGAUAGUAGUUCUUGUAUAGUGUUUUGUUUAUAUGAUUGGAGCUUACUUUAGUCGGGAGCAUAUAACCCGUAUGGCAUGAGCGAAACCAUUUGCAUCAUUCUAUAGCUGAAACUGUUAUAUCCGGUGAAUAUAUGGCCAACUAUUCUUUGGCUGUCCGCAAUCAUUUGGUUGUCCCUGAUCAUUUGGCAGUUCCCGAUCACUUGGCAGUCCCUGAUCAAUUGGCUGUGGCUGAUCACUUGGGUAUCCCUGGUCCGUUAUCUGUCUCUGGUGACUUGGCUAUUCCAGAUCAUUCUUUAUCACUGGCUGACCAUUCUUUAGUUAUAGGGCAAGAAUUUGCUGAUGUAGAAACAUGUCGAAGGAGUCUGAAAGAUAUCGCUAUAGCAUUGCAUUUUGACCUUCGUAUUGUGAAGUCAGACCGAAGCCGGUUUAUAGCCAAAUGUUCGAAGGAAGGAUGCCCAUGGCGUGUCCAUGUAGCAAAAUGUCCAGGUGUUCCAACUUUUACUGUUAGAACUUUGCACGGAGAACACACUUGUGAAGGUGUUUUAAAUCACCAUCAUCAGCAAGCAUCAGUUGGCUGGGUUGCUAGGUCUGUUGAAGCACGUCUGCGAGAUAAUCCACAAUACAAACCAAAGGAAAUCUUGCAGGACAUACGUGCACAGCAUGGGGUUGCUGUUUCAUACAUGCAGGCAUGGCGGGGGAAGGAGCGUAGUAUGGCUGCAGUUCAUGGAACAUUUGAAGAAGGUUACCGUCUCCUUCCUGCAUAUUGUGAACAGGUUAAGAAGACAAACCCAGGAAGUAUAGCAUCGGUUUUUGCUGGGCACGAGAAUCACUUUCAACGUCUCUUUAUUUCAUAUCGUGCAUCAAUAUACGGCUUUAUAAAAGCUUGCAGGCCACUUCUAGAACUUGAUAGAACCCACCUCAAAGGAAAAUUUCUCGGGUCUUUACUUUGUGCUGCAGCUGUUGAUGCAGACGAUACACUGUUCCCUUUGGCAUUUGCUAUUGUUGAUUCAGAAAGCGAUGAAAAUUGGAUGUGGUUCCUUUCAGAGUUGAGAAAACUGCUUGGGGUAAAUACUGAGAGUAUGCCCAGGCUUACGAUAUUAUCUGACCGACUAAGAGGUAUUUUGGAAGCGGUGGAAACUCAUUUUCCUAGUGCUUUCCAUGGGUUUUGUCUGCGUCAUGUUAGUGAAAAUUUUCGUGAUGAGUUUAAGAACACAAAAUUGGUAAACAUCUUCUGGAGUGCUGUUUAUGCUUUAACUGCUGUUGAAUUUGAAUCCAAGAUCUCUGAGAUGGCAGAGAUUUCACAAGAUGUCAUGCAAUGGUUUCAUCGUUUCCCUCCCCGUCUUUGGGCUGUAGCAUAUUUUGAAGGAGUACGAUAUGGUCACUUUACUUUGGGAGUAACAGAGUUAUUAUAUAAUUGGGCUCUAGAAGGUCACGAGCUCCCGAUCGUGCAAAUGAUGGAGCAUAUUCGCCAUCAACUAACGUCAUGGUAUAGAGAUCGCCGUAACAUGGGAAUGAGUUGGAAUUCUAUUCUUGUUCCAUCAGCUGAGAAGCGCAUUGCAGAAGCUAUUGCAGAUUCACGUUGUUACCAAGUCCUUCGUGCAAAUGAGAUAGAGUUUGAGAUUGUUUCGACGGAGAGGACAAAUAUCGUGGACAUACGCAGUCGCGUUUGCUCUUGUCGUCGUUGGCAGAUCUAUGGUUUACCCUGUGCACAUGCUGCUGCUGCCCUAAUCUCUUGUGGUCAUAAUGCACAUUUAUUCGCUGAACGUUGUUUCACAGUGGCAAGUUACCUUGAGACCUAUUCUGAGAUAAUAAACUCUAUUCCAGACAAGAGUCAUUGGAGGGAACUUGGUGAAGGAUCUGAUGGUGGAGGUGCCAAAGUUGAUCUCUCUAUACGUCCACCCAAGACUCGUAGGCCGCCUGGUCGACCUAAAAAGAAAGUUCUCCGGAUAGAGAGUUUUAAGAGGCCAAAACGAGUUGUUCAAUGCGGUCGAUGUCAUUUGUUAGGGCAUUCACAAAAGAAGUGUACUAUGCCAAUCUGAUUAUGACAAUACUUGGUUGGAAAUCUCUUUUAAAAAGUCAAGUCUUUUCUAAUCUGAUUUUUUGUUAUCAAUUUGCAAUGGUAAUCUAGUUAGUAAGUAGGCCUGUCUUGUAGCAAGAAUUUAGGGAUUUCCUUGUAAUGAAUUACUCUUCCCAAAAUCUGUAUUUGUUCACACAGAUCAUGUGGAGUAUUUUACUUGUGAAGCAUGACUAAAUUUUUUUAUUUGUUAAUUCAUAAAUUCAAGCCUCCUUCGGUUUUUUCAA
Messenger RNA from Papaver somniferum (opium poppy), 2692 nucleotides. RefSeq lists its product as uncharacterized. Bases 523 to 2430 code for a protein of 635 amino acids. The record is from RefSeq and is a predicted model, not a curated record. Gene Ontology annotation, molecular function: zinc ion binding. NCBI's taxonomy places the organism in Eukaryota, Viridiplantae, Streptophyta, Magnoliopsida, Ranunculales, Papaveraceae. The transcript has 2 exons.